Corythoichthys intestinalis (scribbled pipefish) is the source of this 1116-nucleotide messenger RNA. RefSeq names its product metalloproteinase inhibitor 2-like. Gene Ontology annotation, molecular function: metalloendopeptidase inhibitor activity; protease binding. The transcript is spliced from 5 exons. Gene Ontology annotation, biological process: response to hormone; negative regulation of membrane protein ectodomain proteolysis; negative regulation of endopeptidase activity. The coding region runs from base 64 to 693 and encodes 209 amino acids. The record is from RefSeq and is a predicted model, not a curated record. Lineage: Eukaryota; Metazoa; Chordata; Actinopteri; Syngnathiformes; Syngnathidae. Gene Ontology annotation, cellular component: extracellular matrix.
CACACGCAACGCAACUCCUCCUCCUUUGCUUUGCUUACUUUCACUUCUCCUCAAGCGUCGACGAUGAAAAGUUGUGUUGCGGCCGCUCUGGUGCUGCUGUGCGCGUGGUGGCAACAGGAGGGAGCGCAAGCCUGCAGCUGUAGCGGCUUGCACCCUCAGCAGGCCUUUUGCUAUUCAGAUGUUGUUAUGAAGGCGAAGGUGGUCGGAGUGACGGUGGACGGUGAACUUCCCGGAUAUAUUAAGUAUGACAUCAACCAGACCAAGAUGUACAAGGGCCCUAACAAGAAUUUUGAUGCUAUCUACACGGCAUCCGACUCUGCAAUGUGUGGAGUCGAGCUGAAUAAUGGCACAGAGUAUUUCAUCAUGGGCAGACUGAGAUCCAACGGUUCUCUGCACAUCAACCUGUGCAGUUUCCUUUCGGUGCCGUGGGAAAUCACCAAAGCCAUGCAGAAGAAGAGUGUAUUGCAGCAAUAUCAGAUGGGCUGCGGUUGCACGAUUACACGCUGCUCUUCGGUCCCGUGCGGCAUCAGCGGCCCGGCCGAGUGCUUGUGGACCGACUACCUGACGGAAAAGAAGACCUUCGGCGAACAGGCCCGGCACUUUGCUUGCAUCAAGAGGGGCGACGGCUCUUGCGCCUGGUAUCGGGGGAAUGCCUCGCCUAAAAAGGAAUUCAUGGACAUUGAAGACCCUUAAUUCCAUUUUUUUAUGAGUAGUGCAGUUUUAUUUUUUUCCCAUGGUGACAAUUCAGCACUUUCAGACUCUAAAGCACUUCUGUACAAACUACUGCUUCAGCAAAAAUAAAUGAAAUCCACACAAGUCAGUAUUAAGCUUCGCUGCAGUGUUAUUACUGUUUUUAACGUUGGACAUUUUUUCCUGCUCUCCUAGUCAGCCAAAUAUAUUUAAGGGAGUGAUGGUGAGUUGGAAGUGUAAAGAAGGUUGAUGCUGAUUUUUGUAAGAUGUCACAGCUAUGCAAGUUAGCAAUUGUUCUUUUGUCGUACUUCGAUCCUCUUUUUUUUUUAAUACCCUUUGUCGCUAAACUCAGGUAUUUCAAUUUCUCUUUAAAUGCAUGUAUUGCUUGUGUGAAAUUAAAGUGAAAUUCUGCAUAGUUUGAAAAAA